Messenger RNA from Hemicordylus capensis (graceful crag lizard), 8654 nucleotides. Its product is annotated as zinc finger protein 135-like. The record is from RefSeq and is a predicted model, not a curated record. Gene Ontology annotation, molecular function: RNA polymerase II cis-regulatory region sequence-specific DNA binding; DNA-binding transcription activator activity, RNA polymerase II-specific. Gene Ontology annotation, biological process: regulation of transcription by RNA polymerase II. Lineage: Eukaryota; Metazoa; Chordata; Lepidosauria; Squamata; Cordylidae. Gene Ontology annotation, cellular component: nucleus. The transcript is spliced from 6 exons. The coding region runs from base 5950 to 7308 and encodes 452 amino acids.
UUGAUCUGAUACAGAUGGGUACUUCUGACUCUUCUGUAUAUGUAAGGGAGAUCUGUCAUUCCUUCACAAUUAAGAAGUCCUCAAUGAAGAGCCAGCGUGGUGUAGCCAGCGUGGUGCUCAGAGUGCAGGAGUAAGGACCGGAGAGACCCGAGUUCAAAUCCUCAUUCAGCCAUGAUACCUGCUGGUUGACUCUGGGCCAGUCACUUCUCUCUCAGCCUGCCUAACCUACUUGACAGGGUUGUUGUGAGGAGAAACUUAAGUAGGUAGGACACCGCUCUGGGCUCCUUGGAGGAAGAGCGGGAUAUACAUGUAAGAAAGAAAGAAAUGGACGUACACUUGACUUUCAGCGGACUGCAGAGUUUUUGCUUUUGGCUUUGGUUUGGAAAAAAGGUGACCAUGCAAGAGUGAUUAGCCCCACUCAACUACAGAUGAAUGCAUGGAAUAUGAGAUGGGAGAUAUUGAGGUUGUACACAACCUCCUUUACCGGGGCUGGGGGAGGCCAAGGGGAAGGCAGUUUGACUCCUGGAGUCCCCCCACCCCACCAUAGCUGCUCCUGCCCCACUCGUGGCACUGUGCUCCCAAACGUGUGCCCCACACACGGCACUCUGAGUCACACCUUCAAAGCUCUACAUGGCUUGGGGCCGGGGAAGCUGUCGGACCACAUUUGCCCAUAUCAGUUUGCCAGGGCCCUCCGUUCAUCCUCUCAGGCCCUGUUGGCUCAUGGCCCCACCACUGAGGGAGAUCCUGUUUGUGGGGACUAGGGACAGAGCCUUUUCGGUUGUGGCCCCUCGGCUUUGGAAGGCCCUCCCUGAAGAGCUUGGCCACGUUUUUAAAAAACAACAACACACCCCUUCUGAAGGAGGCCACAUGCGUAACAACGAUCGGGCAAGGGGAGACAGUUGUCUAGGGGCCCCACUGCCUGGAGGGGCCCCCCAGAGGCACCUCACGUGACUCCCCAUUGUCCCCUGCCCAGCCCCAAGGCCCCUCAGCCACUUGCCCUGUUCGCCGUCUCUCCUGCUUGUUCACCUGGCCCGCAAUGGAAGCAGCAGACAAGCUGCAAAGAGCUCCUUUUCUCCCGCCUCUCAGCUGAUUGGCGGGUGGGCGGGGCUUCCACGGAGGUCUGGUGUAGGCCGCAGUGAAGCCUGAACUCGAGUAGGGCCCAAGCCAGCCAGGAAGGAGGAGGCAGCCAGAGUGGCCACCACUGUUCUCUGCAGCAGAAGACCCCUUGCUGCCCUGCCCAGCCCAGCCCAUCAUUUGCCAGGUAGAGUGUGAACUCCUUUUUGUGGUUACCUUUCCCACCCCCCACCCACCCCCCGGAUAUAUAGGGAUCUGCUUGCCAUAGGGCUUUGAUAUGGGGGGUGGGACUGAGAAGUCUCUGAAUAUUUAUUUUAAAACAGCUUGGAAAAUUUGCUGGCUUAAAAAAAAAACUAUCUAAAAAGUCCUAUAAGUGGCUUGUUUCAUGGCAGAAAAUUACAAAAACUAUUGGAACAAACAGUAUUAUAUAUAUUUUAUUCAUUCAUUUAUAAUAAUUAUAAUAAUAAUAAUCUUUAUUACGGUCGUUGACCAGCACAAGUUGUAAAACAGUAAUACUAUACAGUAAAUGCAAUAUAAAGAAAGUGUUGCAGUAUUACGGAGAUUAAAAUUGAUGUAGCAUUAAGACUACAUUCAUUUAUAAAUACACUUAUGUUCAAGUUGUUUUGCAACCCAGAAGGUCUGAGUGAGAACUGUGAAGCAUGUGUGGUGCUCUUAUUUUAUUUUUCUUGUGUGUGAACUGCUCCCCAAUAACUCGCAGGGACUUCAGGGUAAAUCUGGCCAUGUAAAUGCAGCACCUCCAUUCCAGAGGAGAUGUGUGUUAAAGGGCUUUAAAAGCCCCAUUUGAAAAACCUCCUGGAAUCAAACUUGACUGAAUUUGUUCAGAAUUCUGAGAAAACAAACAUAGGCUCACCCUGCAUGGUUGAAAGUCUCCUUUGCUAAUCUGCAGCGAGGGGGCCAUUUUAAUAAUUUGUCUUUCUAGUGUGUUCUAGGCAUUAAAAGUAGCACAGAUGUAUAGUACUCAAUGUAUAUCACUAUAUAUUGUGACGUGUGCGUGUGUGUAUUCAGUGAAAUGUAUUUCCAGGCAGCAUACUUAUUUUGAAAUAUCAGACUUAAAUCCUUGGGAACCUGGGGUGUGCGGAGGCCCUGGACUUUGAGGGGGGGGCAUUUUAAAAUCUCAUCUCUGGGCCCACUCCAACCUUGCUACGCCCCUGAAGGAGGCUUUUUCAUGUUCUUCAUUGAUCCUGUUUUUAGUGCCCGUGUGGUGUAGUGGUUAGAGUGCUGGACUAGGAGACCCAAGUUCAAAUCCCCAUUCAGCCAUGAGACUUGCUGGGUGACUCUGGGCCAGUCACUUCUCUCUCAGCCUAACCUACUUCGCAGGGUUGUUGUGACUAGAAACUUAAGUAUGUAGUACACCGCUCUGGACUCCUUGGGGGAAGAGCAGGAUAUACAAUGUGAAUAAUAAUUAUUAUUAUUAUUAUUAGUAGUAGUAGUAGUAGUAGUAGUUGGUAUAUGUGCAAUGAUUAAAGUUCUUCGUUGAUUCUGUUGUAUUAGUUGGUUCUGCUGUGCUGUUAUUUCCACCUUGUAACUAGUUGGGCCAGGAGAAGGAGAGGAAGGCAGUGAUGGGGGGGGGGCAUUUUAAAAUCUCGUCUCUGGGCCCACUCCAACCUUGCUAUGCCCCUGGAGAGAAAGAUGGGGGAAGAACCUUUGGGGAGAUGGAGGGGAUGGUGUGCCUGCAGAGCAAACUAGGCCUUCCUGUUCUGUUCUGCCUUCUAAGCACCUUUAAACCCUCUCUCUCCAGGGCAAGGGCAUUAAGUGCCUAGUCUGCUGAGGGGCCAUUUAUUUUAGUCAAUGAUAUAUACUGCUUUUCAGGGAAAUUUACCAAAGCUGAUUUAUUUAUUUAACAUAUUUUGUAUACCAUCCCAAACUUACGUCUCUGGGCGGUUUACAACAAUUGCAUUUUAAAAAGUGAACAAAGAACUGUUACCCGUGAAUCUAAGCAUUUCAUAUUGAUCUAUAUGUAUUGGUCCUAGGGUAUAUAGUUAAUGGAGAACUGAGCUCUUGCUACACCAUUUGGAUGGUAGCUGAAGAGAGCAAGAGUCCCCUCCAUCUUGUAUUCCUGAAUGUAUGUCAGUGGGAAAGAAUCUGCUUAGUAUGCUUUGGUUCUCAUACUCUGUGCCUCGCAGACCUUGUAACUUGCAACAUAGUGUGUAUUCUCUAUGCCUUGCUUUGUUCUGGCCUACUGGUCAGGAGAGGUGAUGAUGCUGGUAUCUGAACUGCCUCCUCGAAAGCUGCAUAAGCACUCCUUUAACAAUGGUAGUAUUGUAAGCCUGUUGGCCUAAUAUGGAGUUGUACCUGGCUGGCUUGCUGUGAAUGAUGAUGUAUUCAGAUGUAUCAAUUGUUGUAUAAAAGCUUUGGACGGACACCAUCUUAGGUCCGUCUUGUCUUUGGGAGCUAUCCCCUAGAUGGCCACUUUGUUAACUCUGCAGAAUUCAAUAAAGCUUAUUUGAACUAUAAAGUUUUCUCCUCCUUGGUGCGUACCCUAUCGUCUACCAAGUAGAUAGUAACCCGUUGGUUAACAGAACCACACUAAAAGCAACGGAGAUAUUUUCCGUAUGGAGCUCUUUGGGCUUUAUCUCUUCCGUCCUCUCCUCAGACCCAGAUAACUCUUGUUUAUUCAGUGGUCUGUUGGCAGUUGCGGGAGGGAGUGGUCCUGCAGGGUUGCACAACUUCAGCCUGCUUCCUAGAAGAGCAGCAGAUCAGAAGGAAGGCAUGAAAAGAGGGAACAGAGAAGCUGCUUCCUUUUCCUUUCUCUCCCUCAGCAACGUGGUCUGGGGUGCAGCGGCCGAGAACUUCCUCCGUGUUUCUCCCCCCGGUGUGAUCUGGUGGUACCUCCUGGCACUCCCUGUGCCAUUUUCACCUGGGGGUGUCAGAAUCCCUCCAAGGUCUGCCCUGCUUCACACAGGGAGGGCACGUGAGCGACCAACUCAUCACUCGCUAUGACAGCAACACCAGGAGGGAUCAGCCUCAGGUUGCCAGGAUGGAGAAAGCAGAGGAUGCCUGGCCCUGGAAGCGGGAGACCCAGCAUGCUCAGGAGGCCGAGGACUUUUCCAAGGUGGCCCUGGCGACACCCUGCAGACUCGUUACAACCAGAGUGGAGGGGAGUGGAAUUUGCUGGUGGAUGCUGCCCACCCCCCAGGAAAGAAGUCGUCUCUGCAAAUCUGACUACAGCCAAAGGGAGUGGGGACCAAAGGGAACCCCUGCUUCAUUGGAUAAGCAAGUAUUGCUGAUCUGGGAUCUGUGUCUAGUUACGAGCCCGCCUGGGCCUUAAUUGUCUGAGAUCAUACAGGCCCAACCUUUCACACAAGCUUCUGCUGCAAAAGGUGGAGAGAGUUUGACAGGCUGCAGACAAUCCUGCUCUGUGUGUCUCCUUCAGGACUUCAUGCCUGGCAGUGCCUAGUUGGCUGUGAGCUGAGCAAAGACGGGAAGCAGAAAGGAAGGUUUAUGCAGUGCGGCUAAGAUGGGAGGGACUUCAUCAGCCUGGACAAGGAGACCUUCACCUGGACGGCAGCUGAUGCUCCAGCCCAAGCGACCAAGAAGAAAUGUUAGGAUGACCCAAGCAUUGCCCUGCAUUGGGAGCCCUCCCUGGAGGAGAAAUGCACUGAGGGCUGCAAAAUUACCUGGUCUAUGGGAAAGAUACUCUGCUAAAGACAGGUGAGGAGGGGAAGGAGGAGGAGAAAUGCACUGAGGGCUGCAAAAUUACUUGGUCUAUGGGAAAGAUACUCUGCUAAGGACAGGUGAGGAGGGGAAGGGGAGAUGCUCUGGGGUGAAGGUGAGAAUCAUUUCAUUUCUCCCACUGACUAGCCAAUAUAUACUGCACAACAUAUACCUGGAGAUGCUGGGGAUUGAACCUGGGGAGUUCAGCAUGCUUGCUUGCUUGCUUGUUUACAUUUUAUAUCCUGCUCUUCCUCCAAGGAGCCCAGAGCGGUGUACUACAUCCUUAAGUUUCUCCUCACAACAACCCUGUGAAGUAGGCUAGGCUGAGAGAGAAGCAACUGUCCCAAAGCAGAGUCCCCAACAGUGAAGGUGGCAUCCAGCGUGAGCUAUGAGGACCUGGAAACCCUCAUCUGCCGGAUUAGUGCCUUCUAUCCCAAGGAGAUCAAUGCCACCUGGAGGAAGGACGGGGAGGUCUGGGAGCAGGAGACCCUCUGUGGGGGCGUCACUCCCAAUUCAGAUGGGACCUACCACACCUGGCUCAGCACUGACAUUGACCCCAAGGACACGGACCGCUACCAGUGCCACCUGGAGCACAAUGGCUUCCCAGAGCCACUGGACGUGGCCCGGGAAGAGCCUGGCGAGAUACUGCAGAGGAGGGAGAGGAGAGGGUGUGGUGGAUCCUGGGAAGUGAAUACUGUCUUUUCCUAAUUUUAAUCUACCCUCAUGCAUUAGACUCCCUAGGCUAGUCUGGUUGGCAGGGACUAGAGACAGUUCCUUUUCAGUUGUGGCCCCCGCUUUAGAACACCCUCCCUGAAGAACUUCACCAUGCUCCCUCCCUCAGUGGUUUUUAAAGACAUCAUUUUAAAAGAGGCUUUUUAAUGUUCCAUCUUUGGUUGUAUCAGCCUUGGGGUUCUACAUGCAGCUUCUUGGAGGAAUAUUCUUGGCGAUUGUGGCUGUCAUUCUGCUGGUCUUUACAUGACCAUGGUUCCCUGAACCCCACUGUUCUCCAUAGACUGCAAAUUAGCCAAUGCAGGUGAUGGGAGGGAGAACAAGAUUGAGGGAAAGACCCACCGUGAAUUGCUUGGAGGUACCAGAUGGGAAAAGAGCGAAGAGCAGAGAAUAAAAACUGAGGCAAAAGAGGAGAUAAGGAAUGGUUCUUCUGCUUCUCAGCCUGGUGAGGUCAUUAUAAUCCAAGUACAAAUGGAGAGAGGAAAUGAGAAAAGUCUGUAUCCUGUGAGUAGGAAAAGCUUCAGAUCUGCACCAAGCUUUAUUCCUCAAUGGGAAAUGCACACUGGAGAGAAACCAUAUGUAUGCAUGGAGUGUGGAAAGGGCUUCAGCCGAGCUAUGUGCCUCAAAUCACAUCAAAGAACCCACACUGGAGGGAAACCGUAUAUAUGCAUGGAGUGUGGAAAAAGCUUCAGUCAGAAUGGGCAACUUACAGUCCAUCAUAGAACCCACACUGGAGAGAAACCAUAUGUAUGCAUGGAGUGCGGAAAGGGCUUCAGCCGAGCUAUGUGCCUCAAAUCCCAUAAAAGAACCCACACUGGAGAGAAACCUUAUGUAUGCAUGGAGUGUGGAAAGAGCUUUAUUAUGAGUAGUGACCUUACUGUCCAUCAAAGAACCCACACUGGAGAGAAACCAUAUAAUUGCUUCGAGUGUGGAAAAAGUUUCAGUACGAGUGGAAGUCUUACUCUGCAUCAAAGAAUCCACACAGGAGAGAAACCAUAUGUAUGCAUGGAAUGUGGAAAGAGCUUCAGUAGGAGUGGCAAUCUUACUGUACAUCAAAGAACGCACACUGGAGAGAAACCAUAUACAUGCAUGGAGUGUGGAAAGAGCUUCAGUAGGAGUAGCCUUCUUAGUAGGCAUCAAAGAACCCACACUGGAGAGAAACCAUAUAAAUGCUUGGAGUGUGGAAAGAGCUUCAGUAGGAGUGGAUACCUCACCAUACAUCAAAGAACCCUCACUGGAGAGAAGCCACAUGAAUGUUUGGAAUGUGGAAAGAGCUUCAGUCAGAGUAGAGAUCUUACCAGACAUCAAAGAACCCACAAUGGAGAGAAACCAUAUGUAUGCAUAGAGUGUGGAAAGAGCUUCAGUAGGAGUGGAAACCUUACCAUACAUCAAAGAACCCACACUGGAGAGAAAUCAUAUAAUUGCUUCGAGUGUGGAAAAAGUUUCAGUAGGAGUGGAAGUCUUACUCUACAUCAAAGAAUCCACACAGGAGAGAAACCAUAUGUAUGCAUGGAAUGUGGAAAGAGCUUCAGUAUGAGUGGCAGUCUUACUGUACAUCAAAGAACGCACACUGGAGAGAAACCAUAUACAUGCAUGGAGUGUGGAAAGAGCUUCAGUAGGGGUAGCCUUCUUAGUAGGCAUCAAAGAACCCACACUGGAGAGAAACCAUAUAAAUGCUUGGAGUGUGGAAAGAGCUUCAGUAGGAGUGGAUACUUUACCAUACAUCAAAGAACCCACACUGGAGAGAAACCAUAUGUAUUCAUGAAGUGUGGAAAGAGCUAUAAUGUGAGUAACCAUCUUAGUAGGCAUCAAAGAACUCACACUGGAUAAAAAAUAUAUAAAUGCUUGUUGUGUAGAAAGAGCUUCAGUCAGAGUGGAUACCUUACCAUACAUCAAACAACCCACACCGGAGAGAAGCCACAUGAAUGCUUGGGAUGUGGAAAGAGCUUCAGAGAGAGCACAUCUCUUACCAAGCAUAAAAGAGUUCAUACUAGAGGGAGACCCUUUAAAUGCUUUGAAUGCAGAAAGAGCUUCAGUGAGAGUGUAAGCCUUUCUAAACAUCAGAUGACUCAUAUAGGGGAGAAACAAUAUAAAUGCUUGGUGUGUGGAUAGAGGUUCAGUGAUGGUUGAAAUCUUACUAAACACCAAGGAACCCACACUAGAGUUAAACCAUAUAAAUGUUUGUAGUAUGAAAAGUGCUUCAGUAUGAGCAGAUCAUUUACCAUCCAUCAAAGAAUCCACACUGGGGAGAAACUGUUUGGGAGUGCAAAAAGUGCUUCACCUGAGCUGACCAUCUCACAGUGCAUCCAAGAACUCAUUUUGUGAAGAAGCCACAUAAAUACUAGAAGUGUUGCAAGAGCUCCAACCAAACUUGACGGCUUAUUUUGCAUCAAUGAAUCCAUACAGGGGGGAAACCAUAUAAAUAUAUGCAGUUUGAAAAGUUCCAGCAUGAAUUUUCCUCUUACUUUACAUCAAAUAACCCACAUUGGAACAUAGAAACUUAGAAAGCUGCCAUAUACUGAAUCAGACCAUAGGUCUACCUAGCUCAGUAUUGUCUACACAGACUGGCAGCAGCUUCUCCAAGGUUGCAGGCAGGAAUCUCUCUCAGCCCUCUCUUGGAUAUGCUGCCAGGGAGGGAACUGGGAACCUUCUGCUCCUCCCAGAGCGGCUUCAUCCCCUGAGGGGAAUAUCUUACAGUGCCCACACAUCAAGUCUCCCAUUCAUGUGCAACCAGGGCGGACCCUGCUUAGCUAAGGGGACAAGUCAUGUUUGCUACCACCAGACCAGCUCUCCUCUCCUGGAAAGAAAUGCUAUAAAUGCUUGGAGUGUGGAAAUAGCUUCGGCCAAAGUUCACACACAACAGUGGCGUAUCUGGUUUGGGGUAGCCGGGGCGCCACUUGGAGUGCCACAGUGCCGCUGCCUGUCUGCCCAGUCUGGGGUUUUAUUGGCUGUUGUGGUGGUGGUGGGGUGUUCAGAGCAGGGCCCGCAUUGCCAUUUAUCCCCAGCCGCGUGUCUUCCCAACUGCACUUUGUGCGCCUGCGCAGCAGAAAGAGCGUCACUGUGAUGUUCGGCCCCCGCCGUGUCUUUCCACACCUGUGCAGGCAAGCACCUCGCAGUGGGGGAAAUACGCAGUGGGGGCCGGACGUCAGGGCAGGCCCUGCUCUGGGCAUGAGGUU